Molecule: messenger RNA, 1071 nt
Organism: Aspergillus nomiae NRRL 13137
Lineage: Eukaryota; Fungi; Ascomycota; Eurotiomycetes; Eurotiales; Aspergillaceae
Exons: 6
Coding region: 1-1071 (356 amino acids)
Source: RefSeq, a predicted model, not a curated record
AUGGAUGCCUCAAUGUCCAUCAACGUGACGCCGGUCGUCUCUGUUGCCCUUGUCGUUGUAUCAACCAUUUUUCCGGUCUUGUCUCUAUUGUCGAUUAUUCUCCGGUUUCAAGCUCGCCGAAUAGGACACUUGAAGCUUGCAGCCGAUGACUGGUGGAUCUUGGCAGGAUGGGCAUCUCCCUACUUUUGGGUUGAGCAUUACUAUUUGGAUCUUUGGCAGCAUCACCGUGCCAUCCUCCAAGUUUGCCUAUCUGUGGUCAAGAUUUCGAUUUUGCUAUUCUACAAGCGAACAUUUUCGGUCCCUAAAUUUCAGAUUGCUGCAUACAUUGCCAUCGCCAUUGUUGGUUGUUGGGGGAUCACCUUCUUCUUCCUGAUGCUUCUAGAAGGCGAUCCGAUCAGCAGGGCAUGGACUGGGAAGGGACACUUCAGAUUCGAUCAAGUCGCAAUGGAGUUCGCUCAAUCUGCCACCAGUAUUGCAUUGAAUGUCGCCGUCUUGCUGCUUCCCCUCCCCAUGCUUUGGUUCCUACCCAUGUCUCCCCAUAGAGUGUGGGAUCUCAUUCUCGUCUAUGUGUUAGGUGCACUUUGCUGCGCUGCUGCUAUUGUUCGAUUAGUUCUGCUCCAUGCUUCCAUAGCCAAAGAGGCUACUGACCUGUCCGUAGUCCGUGAACAUCCACUCCAACCAGCUUGUUUUCAUGAUCAUCGAAACCAACUGUUCUAUAAUUGCCGCCUGUCUCCCAUGCUAUGGCGCCCUUCUCAGAGGUGGGCAAUCACUCGCAUCGAUCGUCCGAUCCUUUUUGCGAUCCACGGCCGGGCCCGCUCCCGCUCCCAGACCGAUUCCAGUUUUACAAGCCUCCAUAGCGGCAAACACUACCCCAUCCACGGAAUCAGGGAUUUGUACGCCGAUACAGGCUCUCAGGUUGAACUCACGGGGCCUAUGGAUCGUUGGUCGCGAACGACCACACAGGUCACCAUCAAGGUCAGCGGUAACCCGCGCCAGAACGACGAGUGUCUCUCACCAGGAAUUGUGGUCCACACUGAGCUUGAUAUAUCCACCAAAGGGACUGAUAUUUAA